This is a messenger RNA of Mytilus trossulus (common blue mussel), 1696 nucleotides long. Its product is annotated as aplysianin-A-like. Gene Ontology annotation, molecular function: oxidoreductase activity. The record is from RefSeq and is a predicted model, not a curated record. Bases 27 to 1682 code for a protein of 551 amino acids. Lineage: Eukaryota; Metazoa; Mollusca; Bivalvia; Mytilida; Mytilidae. The transcript has 7 exons.
AUCAGGACGGCAUCGCCCGCGAGACGAUGAAAACCCCGUCUCUGCGAACAAUAUUUUUUCAGUUAUUUGUAUUUAUUCUGAUAUUUCCACAAAUUUCGUUAGGAUACACAAAACGUAUUUUGAAGAAUGAAUCUGUGAGGGGAAGACGAAACCUGAUUAUCGAUGAAUCAAUUGAUUUGGCCCAAUGUGACGACAUAGCCAUAAUCGGUGCCGGAAUAGCCGGUACGUACGCUGCAUGGCGUCUGAGACAUCAAAAUAAAAGAAUAUCUGUAUACGAGUACUCAGAUCGAGUUGGAGGAAGGAUGUUCACAGUUAAAUUCCCAGAUAUUCCGGAUAUAAAUGUAGAGUUGGGUGGAAUGAGAUACUACCGUGCAGAACAUGCAUUACUACAUGACACCAUACAACAGUUAGGGCUUCCGAUCAUAAGAUUCGAGUUAGGUUCCGGACCAUCACCUGACACCACUGUCUAUGUACGAGGAGUCCACAUGCGUUAUGACGAAUUGGGUGGUUAUAAAACACCCUACAGACUUCAACCUAACGAAAGAAAACCGACUAAUCAACUAACAUGGGAGGUGUUUAGAAAUUACACCGAUGUGCUUACGACCAAUGUUCCAGAAGCUGAUAAAAAGUAUUUCGUCAGAGACAGAAGUGGAGUACUCAUGUAUAAACAAAGUGUCGAGUCUUUGUAUCAUAAAUAUUUGAGCCCCGAGGCACAAAAGUACAUUAGAGAAACUAGUGCCUUUACUACAUUUUUAACGGACGAUAGUGCCUCACUUGCAGUUCAAACUGAACCACCAUCUUCAGAAAGUGAGGACGUUUUAACUGUGGCAACAGGAUUUUCCUCCAUACCUAAUGAAUUACUUCGACGAUUUUUACUUGAUGGUCAAAGGCAUUCUAUCAAGUAUGAUCAUGACCUCAAAGCCAUCAGGAAAAGACAAGACGGAUAUUACAACUUAUUUUUUGAACCUACGUUCUCCAAUAGCAGGAAUACAAGGUCUAAAUCCAUAAUUAAAAAGUGUGCAAAGAAAGUCAUCCUAGCAACCAAUCGAUUGUCACUCGAACAACUUGACUGGCAGGGUCUUUACCAACCUCACAUUAGAGAAUAUAUAACCAAAGCAGUAAAAGAUAUGCCCGCAUUAAAGCUUUAUUACAGUUAUGAAUCUCCUUGGUGGAGGAAUUCUCCUGUUUAUUCUGACUAUAUAAUUUCAGACACUCCAUUUAGACAAAUCUACGAUUUUGGAACGUCAACUCUUAAUCCUCCUAAGUCUGUCCUUCAGGCAACGUACACAGAUACAGAUAUAUCUUACUGGGAGGAAUUAUUCAACAGAGCGAAUGGAAACGAAACUACUGGCGACGUAAGAAAUGAAAUAGAACUAGAUCAAGUAACAAGGAAGUAUUUGUCCGAGAUAUAUCAAAUUCCGAUCAACACUAUACCACGACCAACAAAUGCUGCUUGGAUAGUUUGGAAGAAUUAUCCAUACGGUGGUGCAUGGCAGACAUGGAGACCGGGAUAUAUAUUACCGAUAGUAGAAAGGGCAAUGACAAAACCAUCAGUCAGUGAUGAUGUCUUUGUGGUUUCAAAUGCUUUUAAUGUUCGAUCUUUAUCGAUUUGGAGUAAUGGAGCUUUAGAGUCUGUUGAACUUGCUAUGCCAUAUUUUGGUUUGAGACGUAUCGAAAAAUAAAUCUUAGACACUAA